Macrosiphum euphorbiae (potato aphid) is the source of this 264-nucleotide messenger RNA. NCBI's taxonomy places the organism in Eukaryota, Metazoa, Arthropoda, Insecta, Hemiptera, Aphididae. The record is from the annotation of a GenBank genome assembly.
AUGUGGAGACUGCAUUUGAUUCCAUUAGAAAAAAUAGCAUUUGUUCACAUAAAUGAUCAACUAAAAACUGAUAAAACUGUGGUUUUUACUGAUUCAUGUUUACCAAGUGUAGUCAUUAUUGAUAAACAAAUUGAAGUUAAUGAAAUAAAAAGUGAAAACGAUUUGCAACUAUUACUUCAAAAUGUAGAUAGCUUUAAAAUAUGUAAAGGAGUUAAUAAUUGUCGCCAAUCAAAAUUGUGUGUUCGUUUCUUUGAUCCUUCAUAA